GCAAAGGGUUAAAGCUCUUAUAAGAAAAGACUCUGAGCUUGAUUGUGCUUUUCAAUUAAAAGGUUUUAUUAUUUCAUAAAGAAAUUCAGUCAUUCAAUUAGUGAACUUUCAUCAUGUCUUUUGACAAAUUACCUGAAAAUUGUCUUUGGAAGAUCUUUGACAAUUUCGAUGAAUUAGAAGAGUUGAUCCAAUUGUCUAAAGUUUGUUCAAAGUGGUCCAAUUUAAUUUCCAUUAGAUUCUCAAAAGUUAAAUAUCUGCUCCACAGUGAUGUUGUUCAUUUUGAUUAUUCCAAAAUAUGGAUAGAGAAAGAGCUAACAUUCAAAUAUAAUCUACGGAAACUGUUGCCAAAUCUCAGGAUUUUAAAUGUCUCUUGUGGUGUUCCAUAUACAUCAAUGAAUUUUAAUGUAUCCCCGCCCGAAGUCCGAGACCACUUUAAAUUCCCACCUGAAUAUUUCCAGGAUGUGGUCAACAAUAAUCCAAAGAUAAAGGGAGUGCUUGGGAUACGCGCUGGUCUCAAUUUGGAUCUAGAAAAUAUCGAGAUGGUCGAAAUGGAUUAUAUGUUGGAUUGUAAAAGAAUCUUUCGACCUGAUCAAUUGAGACAAAUUCGCUUUAAACGCGACUUCUUCUUUGAAUCUCUGCCUAAAUACAUUGAAUAUUUUCCGAAUUUGAAGCGACUCAACAUAACGUUCAAUGGGAAAGAAGUUCUUUAUAAUGGUCCCAAUCUAUGCAAUCUAAAGGUUCUUGAAUUUGCUUCAGACCGAUGGAAUUUAAGUGUUUACGGAUUUUAUUUGAUGAACUUUUGUCCAUCUCUAGAAAGCGCUUUUAUGAGCUGUUCGGAUGGUCUCUAUAGCAUAUCACCAUCUGAACAAAAUGUUAAUCGCUAUACUGAUAUCUCUCUAAAGAACUACAACCUAAGAGAUUUGGUGAUUAAAAAACAUUACGUAGGGAGUGAAUUCGUGACAAAUUACAUAACAUGGCCAUACUUACGAAGACUGUUGUCCAAAUAUCCAAAUAUACAAAAUCUUGCUAUUAGAGGAGGUGACACUAUUGAGGAUAAUCUUGUUGAAGAAUUGGUGAAAUUAUUACCAAUGGUAAAACUGUUGGACUUCAGAAGAUCCAAAGGAGUGACUUCAAAAUCAGCUGAUUUCUUAUCUAAAUUUUGCCUUGAAUCUAAUAGAUCAGUCAAAAUCUAUUAUGAUUGUGAAGAAGAACCAACUGAUUGGCCUAAAUUAAGCACUUCUGGUGAUUCAAUUGUCUAUGGAUUCGACUUCAUGAAGCAUUGUUUUUAUAAAUCUUUUCAUUCUCUUCCGUGCUUAAUUGAUGAAUAAAUUACGAAAAUUUCGAAUCUCGUUAA
This is a messenger RNA of Panonychus citri (citrus red mite), 1354 nucleotides long. RefSeq lists its product as uncharacterized. The coding region runs from base 114 to 1328 and encodes 404 amino acids. Lineage: Eukaryota; Metazoa; Arthropoda; Arachnida; Trombidiformes; Tetranychidae. The record is from RefSeq and is a predicted model, not a curated record. The transcript has 6 exons. Gene Ontology annotation, molecular function: protein binding.